Messenger RNA from Camelina sativa (false flax), 1596 nucleotides. Lineage: Eukaryota; Viridiplantae; Streptophyta; Magnoliopsida; Brassicales; Brassicaceae. The record is from RefSeq and is a predicted model, not a curated record.
AUGUCUCACCGUUACUCUAGAGUUGAGAAGGAAAAAUGGCCUCUUGGAGCCAACAAAUACGUCCGACGUCCCCCAGUGAACAUACCUGAGAGCGACAACUCCAACCUCCUUGAAGAAAAUGCUCUGUCACUGGUUGGCCGAGUCACUAACCCGUUUGUACAACAACCCCGUGCAGUCAUAGAGUUCCUCCCCCAACUCUGGACCUUAGAAGGGAAAGUCACUGGACGCACUGAGCAAACCAUCACUACAAUAGGCGAGGAGCUAGGACACGUCUCUGAAAAGGAUAUCGAGGAAGCCAGAAUCCGAGUCGAUAUCAACGGACUAAAACCUCUAGAAAUGCUCAUGGAUAUCCGUCUCCCUACUGGUGAAAUCACCACUCGAAAAACCCUCAUAAGACUAGAGGCUGAUAAACGUAGGGCGGAUAAUCGCAGAAGUUUAACGUUUCCACCUUCCAACCAAACCUCAGAGGGAUUUAAAGGAAGGUGCCCAGAAUCAAUCUCGAGAAGAACCCCUGCUCCCUUAUCCAGAGAGCAAGAUGACAACCACUAUUCUCGACGACCUCAGACCUCUCAAGCUUCCCUCAAUGGUUCCAUCAGGUCUAGAUCAAACCAAGCUCGCGAGUAUCGUCAUCAAUAUGAACCUAACCGAGCAGCCACUCCCUCCAGAAAUUACUCUAGAGCACAGUCGACUAGAAGGGAACCACCUCAAAAAGAAUGGGUCAUGAAAACAAACUCACACCAAAUUCAAGGAUCGUCUUUCAGAGAACCAUCUCCUCUUACUCUGUCUCACCGUGUGGAAGGAAGAACCCAGGCUAGUCCUGGUAGAACCAAUAGAGUCUCUCCAUUAGACUCACAUAGAUUAUCAGGGUUAAGAGAACCUUCACAACCUUCACAACAUUACUCUGCUACGCCUUCUCCAAGGAAUACUAGAGAACCAUUGCAGUUACCUGCUACACAAGUUUCUGAAUCUGCAAACAGCUCAUCACGGGAAAGAAGACCUGUCCUAGAACGUCUGUCCCUCCCUGCUCCAUCUGUUAAGUCACGUUUGGGGACUGGCAAUUCCAUAGAUUCAACUUUACUACAGGAUGUAGAAAUCAGAUACCAGAAUGAGGAAACUCAUGAGACUGCUAUCGAAAACAUGUCGGGGAAUCGUAUCCCCACUCCUAUUGAUAUCUCAUCUGGGAAUCCAGCAUCUCAACCGCAAGGGACAUCCCCUGUUCAAGAAGGGAGAGUUCAGACGUCCCUGCGUCUAGGACCAUCUCCGCCUGCAGCUACCAACGUCACGGGGAAAAAACCGGGAAGAAAACCUGUAGUUCCAAAGGCUGCACCUAAAAGGAAGGUUCCCCGGGUACCAAUCAAAACCAGAGGAGUGAGGAGCCCAGGUCAAGCAGCUAAGACCAGGAAACUGAAGACCACCACUACUACUAAUCCUCCAAAAAAGCGACGAUGCCUUAAAAAGGGUCAAGCCAGUCCAAGUAUUUCAGACAAAACCGGACCAAGCUCUCGUCCAACAGGAGCCUACCCUGCAGUACAACUGUUUCGAUCUACCGACACUGAGGUGGUGGAUUUUCAAUCCCCACCAAAUCCUCUUCCUUAG